Messenger RNA from Trematomus bernacchii (emerald rockcod), 1244 nucleotides. RefSeq names its product transmembrane protein 234 (gene tmem234). The transcript has 5 exons. Lineage: Eukaryota; Metazoa; Chordata; Actinopteri; Perciformes; Nototheniidae. The coding region runs from base 45 to 476 and encodes 143 amino acids. The record is from RefSeq and is a predicted model, not a curated record.
AAGACUUGAACGCGACUCGUCAGUCAUUGGAUGUUUACAUUACGAUGGUGACCGUAGUGGAGCUGCUGAGUCUCCUGCUGGUGUCCGUGCUGUGGGGCUGCACCAACCCCUUCCUGAAGAGAGGCACUGAGGGGAUUGAACAUGUCCAACACAACAACAGAGUCUCACAGCUGCUGGCUGAGGUCAAGUUUCUUUUCCUAAACCUCAAGUACCUGGUCCCCUUUCUCCUGAACCAGAGUGGCUCUUUGGUGUACUAUUACACACUCUCCACCACAGAGAUUUCGCUGGCUGUUCCUGUGGCCAACUCUCUUACCUUCCUCUGCACUCUGCUCACCGGCAAGUUUCUGGGUGAAGAGUUUGGAGGCAAACAGGCUGUCGCGGGAAUGUUCCUCACCACGGCUGGCAUCACGCUGUGUGUUAUAAGCUCCAUUAAUGACACAGACACUGUGAAGCAGAAUAUGACCCAGGAACUCUAACAGGGAUGAGGAUUAAAUAAAAACUCCCAUACCUUCAAGUGAUUCCUUUGCAGGGAAGGAAAGGCCAAAGCAGAUUUGGGGCGGGACUAGAGGGGGCAAUUAAGAUUCUGACAGCGACUCCUUAGAGCAACGGCUCUGGUGGGAGAAUGGUGCCUAAAUGAACUCAGUGUGAGCUUCAAAAAACCUGUCCAGAAGCUUUUACGCCAAGUUUAAGGGGAAUUGGGUGCAUGUGGGGUUCAACUCAAGGCUAGACUAGAUUUAUGGGGCUUGCAUACAAGUUGGUGGUUGUUAACUUUUAAGUUUAAGUACUCUGCUGCCCCGCCAUGUGACUGGCAUCUGCAUAAAUGCUAUAGAGACCAAAUAGAAAUAAGGCUGGGUUUUGAAAAUGAACCAAUUAGAUCUAACCUUCUCGUUUAACGGGGACAUUUUACUGCGGACUCCUUCUGUUUGGGAAAGAGCAGGACACAGGAGAACAAAUUGCUGUUUUGCUCGAGGAUAAAACGGUUAUUCAUUUACUUAUUUUCUGGCUGUCUUGACUCUUGUUUACAUAAUGUAUUACUGAGUUAGAUAAAAUAAUGGUUUUGUUGUUUUAUAGCGAGUUACCUUGUUGUAUGCUGUGCGAACAUGUCUGAAGUAUUUGAGAAACAACAGUGAUGUACAUAGUAAUAUAUUUUGUUUUUAUUGUCACAGUAUUUUAUUGACACAAAAUUCUGUACAGAUUAUGGAAUGUGGCUGGUAUUCUAUUAAUAAAUUGUUGGCAAAACAUAA